This is a messenger RNA of Fonticula alba, 321 nucleotides long. RefSeq lists its product as hypothetical. The record is from RefSeq and is a predicted model, not a curated record. The transcript has a single exon. NCBI's taxonomy places the organism in Eukaryota, Rotosphaerida, Fonticulaceae. Bases 1 to 321 code for a protein of 106 amino acids.
AUGUCCACGCAGCCGGAGGGCCGGGCCCCGAAGGUGCCAGGAUCCCGCACCGGCGCCGCGUGUCACUUUGGCGAGUGCAUGCCACCGGCGGAGGAGGCGCGGGCCGGUCGCGGUGGGACGGUGCUUGGGCUUACCCUGCGGCAGGUGACACCGACGCAGCUCGAGGGGCUGAGAGGGGCGCAUGUCUCGGACGCUGAGGCCGGGGCCUUGGGCCACGCUGGGGAAGGACGGGCGCGGGAGGAGAAUCGGGACCUCGUGUUUGAGGCGACGCGGGAUUGGAUGCCGGCGACCGGGGGGCGGGGUCGGCACCGGGGCCGGUGA